Cucurbitaria berberidis CBS 394.84 is the source of this 558-nucleotide messenger RNA. RefSeq lists its product as uncharacterized. The annotation marks the transcript as partial. The transcript is spliced from 2 exons. The record is from RefSeq and is a predicted model, not a curated record. Gene Ontology annotation, biological process: ubiquitin-dependent protein catabolic process; positive regulation of proteasomal ubiquitin-dependent protein catabolic process; protein polyubiquitination. Lineage: Eukaryota; Fungi; Ascomycota; Dothideomycetes; Pleosporales; Cucurbitariaceae. Gene Ontology annotation, cellular component: cytoplasm; ubiquitin ligase complex. Gene Ontology annotation, molecular function: ubiquitin protein ligase activity; zinc ion binding; ubiquitin conjugating enzyme binding.
AGGCCUUGCACCGCGUGUAUGGACGAACAUGACCUUGCCCAAAUGGUGAGGACGCAUUGUAGCCACUGGUAUUGUCGAGAAUGUCUAAAAGCCGGUCUAGAAGCAUCACUAGCUUCUCGGUCCAUCUUUAAAUGCUGCCUUGAGCAGAUCGUUGACGUCAGGCUGUUCGCUGACCUCCUUACACCCGAUUUUGUAAACCGUUACAACCUCUUAGUCCUGGAGCGCGCAACGCCAAAUCCAACGUACUGCGCUCAGCCGAACUGUAGUGCCUUUAUACCACCAGAUAAUUACCAUGGUCCAGAUAGUGCUCGCUGUUCCCAAUGUCGCCAAGACACUUGUAGGCAUUGUCGUGCAAGUGGCCACGCCCCUCUUGGAUGCACAUCGGAUCCGAGUACUGAGCAAGUUCGUAAACUUGCCGGGGAUAAGCAUUGGAUGACCUGCCCAGGCUGCCAAACUAUGGUGGAGAAGACAGAAGGAUGUUUACACAUUGUAUGUGAAUGUAAAACCGAAUUUUGUUAUCGGUGUGGUGGGAUCUGGACAAAGUGUAGAAGUGAUUGC